Messenger RNA from Caenorhabditis remanei, 1860 nucleotides. RefSeq lists its product as uncharacterized. The transcript is spliced from 7 exons. Gene Ontology annotation, molecular function: protein tyrosine phosphatase activity. Gene Ontology annotation, biological process: protein dephosphorylation. Lineage: Eukaryota; Metazoa; Nematoda; Chromadorea; Rhabditida; Rhabditidae. The coding region runs from base 1 to 1860 and encodes 619 amino acids. The record is from RefSeq and is a predicted model, not a curated record.
AUGCAACGAAGACGUGUGCAACGUGGAAAUAAUGGGCAUAGUCAGGACGAUGGAACGUCUCGAAAGUUGUCGAAGAAACCGUCGGAAGAUAAAUGUGAUGAUAAGGAUAAGACGAAGAAGGGAACCAACAUUUUUAGGAAAUUGGGAUUUGUACUCCACGCCGACAAAGACAAAGUUCAAGACAAUGGAAGUACUUUGAAAAGGAGAAAACAAAAGAAGGGAACUGAACGGAAACGUCGACCGGCGCCUGUCUGGAAUCCUGAUAAGAAGGUUCAUUUCAAUAUUGAAAAGACUCAUGCCUCCAUUCCGCUAAAAGGCGAACCAAUAUCAGAUAUCCAGAAGAAAGUAUUUAUGAAAUUUGCAACGGAAGCUGUUAAAAAGAGUCCCCCUGAAUAUUCUAUGGAAUUCCUGACAAAGAUCAAACCGUAUCCCGGACAGCCGUUGGAGAGAAAGAUAUUCGAUGCGAAUCCGACGAAGAAUCGGUAUAAAGACGUCGUCUGCAAUGAUGUCACUCGUGUAAUUCUGAACGAUGGAUCCGACAACGACUACAUCCACGCGAACUACGUGAACGGUCUGAACACUCCAUUCAUCUUGAGUCAAGGCCCCACAGCUGCAACGAUUAUUGACUUCUGGAGAAUGGUUGUUCACACGAAAUCCGCGUACAUCGUGAUGCUCUGUGAAAUCACGGAAGACGGAAAACCCAAAUGUGCUCAGUAUUAUCCAGAGAAAGUUGGUGACUCAGUGACUUAUGGAGCAUGGACGAUUACGUGCACUCUGGAAGAUAGUCAAGAUGCAAACAUCAUAAAGAGAAGUUUGACGGUGAAAAAUGGAGAAAACGGGAAGGAACACAGUCUGCGACACUUGCAUACAAAAUCAUGGCCUGAUCGUUCCGUACCCAAAUCCACGAUGUGUCUUCUUCGAAUGCUCUAUUCAAUUCGUACCGCCCAGGGUCCUGUGAUUGUUCAUUGCUCGGCUGGAAUCGGAAGGACUGGAACAUUUGUGGCGAUCGAGGCGUGCCUUCAGAUUCUGACGGAUGGAAAGGAGUUGGAUUUGUUGGCGACGUGCAAGGCGUUGAGAAACAGUAGAGCUGGAAGUGUUCAAGUCGACAUACAGUACAUGACACUGGUGCAAAUAUUGUUGAAUUAUGGGAAGGAUAAUGGGUAUUGGGAGGAUGCGGAUUUGGAUGAUACCCGUGGACGUGUCGACCAUAUCCUCGCCACCCCGUCUACUCCAGCUCUCAAUCUUCCUCAAGGAAAUACUCAAGCUGUAACAACAACCACAACAACAACUACCACAGCACCUCCACCUCCACCGAAAGAAAAAGAACCCACAAUUCUCCAUUCUCCAGCUCAAAAAGCACAGGAAUGUAUGGAAAAAAUAUGUGAGAAGAUACUGAAACCAUUGAAAAAGGACAAGGAUCACCAGAAGGAUCAUCACAAGGAGCACAAGUCGCCGAAAGAGGAGCCGAAGGAGCAUCCACUCCCGAUAAUUGUGACGAAGUCAUCGACAGAAGAUGGAGAUGAUACGGAGGAGCAGAGAGGAGGAAAACACCAAAAACAAGAAACGAAGGAGAUGAAGGAAAUGGUUCAACCACCACAACCAGUGCAUAAGGAAGAUGAUAGUGUGAUGACUGGAACACCCGGUCUGCCUCCUCUACCAUCUCCCGUGUUGAAUCCGUCUCCGAAUGGAAGAAAAGAGAUGAAAAUAAAUACGGACAGUCGGGAUAGUUUGGAUAAAACUGUGAUUAGUCGAGAGUUUUUGGGGGAUAAUCGGUCGAAUGAGAAGCAGAAAGUGGAUUCGAAGGAGGCUGAUAUUAAGUUGAUGAAGAAGCUUUCUGCCAACUGCAGUCAAUACUUGUGA